GCGAAUAGGAUCUCAUCUCAAUAUGACUCAUUUGUUCCCAUUGCAAAUGGCAGGCCCUGGUCUAUCUUGGUUGAGUUAUACACAUAUUUGCCCCAUUGCCUUUUGGGAGCGUUCGACCUGGUUAUCACGUGAUUUCACGAAAACUAGUGACGUUCGGAAAACACACGUGACCGAAAGAAACGAACAAAUUGCUCGUAUUCACAGCACGGUCAGACUGUUUAUGUCUAUUUUCUCUUCUGCUUUUACCCACGGGGGAAAAUAUCACGUUCUUUGAAAGGGAUUCAUCAAGGAAGGCACAUCUUCAGAACAUUGACCAACAAUGGACCAGUCCUCUCGAUAAUUUUUUAAAAAGGUUUUAGGAAUAAAAAAAGAUAUGAAAUAUAUCCAUCUAUCUAUUUAUUUGAUGUUGCAGUGUUUUUAUGCCCUGUGUACCCUCCCUGCUCCGGUCAAUGUUACCAUCGAUUCUCUCAACUUCCACCAUGUUCUCCGCUGGAUCCCUGGGCCAGGCACACCACCCGGGACCAUGUACAAGAUCUUACACAGAGAAAACAACAUGACCCUACAGAUACAGCAUCAAACCAACAUGACAAAUCAGAAGCUGGAUCUGAAGUACCCCAAAGAAGAAUACAGAUUGUGUGUUCAGGCUUCCCACGAGCUCUUGGAGUCGCCCCUGACCGUGAUCACCUUCACCCCCUUCACACAGACUGUUAUUGGUCCUCCGACAUUGUCUUUGGAAGGAUGUGGCAAUUGUCUGGUAAUCAACAUCACACUACCUGAGAUGGAAACCAUUCGAAAUGUCUAUGGGAGCACCGUAUCCUUUCAGAUCCACUGGAAGAGAGCAGGAGAGACUCUGAUCAAAGAGACCCGUACAACUCAUUUAAGUUAUAUGCUGGAGAACUUGAAUGUGGGCGCAGAGUACUGUGUGAGGGUGCAUACGAUGAUCACCACCAACCAAAAAACACAGCUUUCUGAGUGGAAGUGUGCACACACCAGUAUUGUGGAGGCUAACAGAGUCCCUGCUGUUGUAGUUGGGGUGUCGGUUCUCCUCAUUGUGAGUGGGGCAGGCCUGAUGGUUCUCAUGUUUGUCUUGUUCUACACUGGGUUCUUGUGCAAGUUGAAGACCCAUCUGCCUAGAUCACUGACUGCCCUGGUUGAGGGCUACCUAGUCACCCCAGAGAGAACAGUUCCUGACCUGGUCUCCAUAUCCUCUGAGCCAGAGCAACAAGGGAAGGCCCUCACAACAAAAGCACACCACAACAGAGAGAACUUGAACCGAGCAGGGGAGGAAGAGGAGGAGGAGGAUGAAGAGGAGGAGGGGGGAAACGGCAUGGUCUACAUGGACCGCGAUGCGGGGCUCUCCUUUGAUAGCAGCUCCAGCACCAUACAGUCCCAGGAAGCAUCAGGGGCUAAUGUUGCCCUUCUUAACGUAGCAGGGCAUUCUGGGGGGUUGAGUUUUGAGACAGCAGCUGAGGAGGAAGAGGAAGUUCCUGUGGGUGUGGUGGUGCUUGAAGGUCAGGGUCAGAGCGAGGUCAAAGGUGAACUAACUAAGGUCAUUUCCAGCCUAGACGGAGAUCAACCCAGACCUCUGGGACUUGUAGGGUUGGGUGGAGAGGAGGAGAAAGAGAUGAGGGAGGUGGAGAAAGAGAUGAGGGAGGAGACCUCUGGUAACGUCAAUCUGUUCUCUGUGACUCUGGGGGCUUUAAAGAGGGAGGAGGAGGAGGAGGAGCAUGAGACAGAUGUUUUAUUAGGCUGUUCCAAACUUGAGCAGAAGCCUCUACUUCCCAUAGACUCCUUACAGAGGACAUUAGGACUGGACAGCAUGGGAUCACAGGGUGAGAUACAAGAAGAUACAGGCCUAGUACUGUCACGGGCAGACUGCACACACAAAUACUUUGAAUAUUCAGAUAGACAUGCUGUCAGCUGUACAAAGACAUACUCUGACUGCCUGGUAACGCACACUGGCACUGUGCAGUCUCACAAUGAGACAGAGGAGGAAGAGGAAGAAGAAGAAGAAGAAGACGACUUCUCAGGCUAUAUGGGACAUUGAUGCGUGCGUGCGUAGCGUGGUUCAUUCUGCGUUGUGUACUUUUAAUUAGGACGCUGCCACAACUGAAGGUCUGCUAGUUGAAUUAUUUUUAUUUGCCCUGCACACAGAGACAACACACAUUAUGUUAACCCUUGGCACAGUCCUAGCUCUCAGGCACCUUGCUAGCCGAAGGUCAGGCAAAAGAGAACAAUAAGAGGGUACGGAAAUACAGAUAACCCGCGAUGGGCCAAACCAAAAUAUAUACAAAAUGUACAAUAUUGAUAUGAAAAAGUGUUUGUACACCAAAGAAAAACAUUAGCUAUGCAGCUGUAAAUACAUUAAAAAAAAUACACUGAAUUAUUAUUCUCAAAUUAUUAACAUCCCCUCUUGACCUGGCCUAUUUGAAUUGGUCCUUGAGUGCAACUUGGUGCAUAAUCUAGGGGAACAACAUCACAUUGCUACACAUGUGUGCUGUGUAGACAGACCUACAGUGUAAGUGUCUUAGCCGAUAAUUGCACAGAUAUUCCACCUGGUUGGGUAUGCCUUCUAUCACGUCCAUUCCUUCCCAAAUAUUGUCUUCUGUUGAGAAUGUGUGUAAAACAAAGGUAUUCACACCUUCCCGAUCCUCACCCAAAAACUAAUGACCGCCUUAAAAUGUCUCUACGUGUUAUCGGGAUUCUGUUCAUUCGGAUUUUUGAAAUGAUCUUUCUCAAAAACGUUUGUAUAUUGUCCCAUACUAUAGCGUGUACUAUUAAUUUGUAUUUUUGUUUGUUAUUUGGUGACAUUAAUGCAGUUCCUCCACCCCGACUUUGAAUACCACUGAUGUGUCCGUUUCAUUCAUUGUAAUGUACGUGCAAUUUUAUGAAAGAAGAAUAUUAGUGCUCAAUGAUCAAAUCGUGACCCGGUUUUUGUGUAGAAUGUGUUUUUUUUAGGCUAUUGUUUCUAAAAAGUUAUUAUGUGGGAAAUUCCUUGAUAUACGUCGAUACUUGUGUGUCAUGUUAAAGUACACUGCUCUCUAAAAAAAUUAAUGCUUAGUGUGAAACCAUGUCCCCCAGGAAAAGCCAUUCCGUUCUUAUAAAGAUCUGUGGUUGGUUGCGCAACGUUUUGUCGUCAUUUCCAGCAGCAGCGUUGUUAUGCCGCGUUCAAAACAACUGGGAACUCGGAAAAAAUGUGAGGUCGAUGAUCUUUCAUGUGAGAAAAUAUGAUAUCUAGAAAGAGGCCCGAGUUCCCGAUUUGGAAUUCCGAGUUGGAUGACCGUUCGAAAUGAUUUUCCCAACCGUAACUCGUUUUUUAACGCCUGUAAAUCGGAGAUUUCCGAGUUCCCAGUUGAUUUGAACGCGGCAAAACCUUUUUUUGUAUUUCUACUGGCAAGCUGGCAAGGCAAGCAGUUACGGAAAGCACCCCAAUUGUGGCAGAGGACUGGCUCUUCUUGUUUGACUUUCUGUUGCCAACCAGGCAGAAAUGUGAAAUGUCAUCUCAUAACGGUAGCUAUGUUUUUAUUGUAAUUGCAUUAUGCUUGGCGUUAUCAAAGGAUAUCCACUGUUUGGCCUAGGCUUUGUUAGCGAGAAGCUAACGGAAUCAUGGCAUUAGUGGAACCGAGCUGUUGUUUUACUAGCGGUUAUCGUGUUUUGUUCUUACUAUCUCUCUGCACGUUUAUGUUGGUAAUGUUGAUGUAGCUAUUUAGCAGGGGUGUAAAAAAAAUACUUUGAAGUACCAUUUAACGUUACCCCCAUAAAACGACUUAUCUGCUUUACUGUUUUAUAUUUUUUGACAACUUUUUUACUUCACUAAAUUCCUAAAGAAAAUGAUGUACUUUUUUUUUUUACUCCAUACAUUUUAACCCUGACAACCCAAAAGUACAUGUUACAUUUUGAAUGCUUAGACAGGACAGGAAAAUGGUCCAAUUCACGCACUUAUUCAAGAGAACAUCCCUGGUCCUCCCGCAUCUGAUCUGCGGACUCACUAAACACAAAUGAUUCCGUUUGUAAAUUUAUGUCUCACGAUCCGUAAAUAAAAACUAUACAUUUA
This is a messenger RNA of Oncorhynchus keta (chum salmon), 4054 nucleotides long. RefSeq names its product interferon lambda receptor 1-like. Lineage: Eukaryota; Metazoa; Chordata; Actinopteri; Salmoniformes; Salmonidae. The transcript has 8 exons. The record is from RefSeq and is a predicted model, not a curated record. The coding region runs from base 374 to 2047 and encodes 557 amino acids. Gene Ontology annotation, molecular function: protein binding.